GAAAAUAGUUAAAGCCGCAUCACCAGCGUUGACCAAAGAGAAAAAGAAGAAAAAAUCGCACCAGACCAUUACCGUUCCGGUCAAUCGAACUCGGGAUUAGGGUUUAACCCAUUCGUACCCAAUUCGCCACCGCGUUAGCCAAUGUUGACAGCUCUCCGAUCUCGUUGUUCGUCUCUUCUUCUAGAUCAAUCGUGGAAGCUAGGUUUAACAACUCCCAAUCGCAUCUUCGCUUCCUCUCCCUCUUUUUCUUCAAUCUCUGAUGUCUCAGACGUUCUUACACUUCCCGAAGUUGAGAAGAUACUCGCCGACGUUAAAGCUGAUAACGUGACUGUGAUUCCUACACAUAAUCACUGUUUCUGGGCUGAUUUCACGGUCAUCGCCACCGGAAGAUCCGAUUGGCACUUAAGAAACAUCGCUCAAGCAUUAGUCUAUAGGGCCAAGCAAAAGCAGAAAGGAGCUAAACAUGUAAUGCUACCUUCUGUGCAAGGGUACAAUAGCAAGUGGAUUGUCAUUGACUACGGAAAGUUUGUAGUCCAUGCACUUGAUGAGAAAGCCAGGGGUUAUUUCAAUUUGGAAAGUCUUUGGUCUGCUGAAUCAUCUGCUACUGAUACUUCAGAUCAGGAUCUCCAAAACGCUUUUGUAAAGGUCCGACCGAAGAACAAUUCGAAAAGGAAACCGGCUAAAGUGAGUUCUUGAUCAUGUACGAUGAACAUACAAUUUGUCAUAAACUUCUCGAGUCUCUCGGGUAUAAAUCCUAGACCGGUUAAGAAUAGGAUUUUAAAGCCAUUAAUGUAUUUGUUUCCUUUAAUUUUUAACU
Molecule: messenger RNA, 817 nt
Organism: Arabidopsis lyrata subsp. lyrata
Lineage: Eukaryota; Viridiplantae; Streptophyta; Magnoliopsida; Brassicales; Brassicaceae
Product: protein Iojap-related, mitochondrial
Exons: 4
Coding region: 142-696 (184 amino acids)
Biological process (GO): negative regulation of translation; negative regulation of ribosome biogenesis
Molecular function (GO): ribosomal large subunit binding
Source: RefSeq, a predicted model, not a curated record